CGACAAAAUGGACGCACCGAUGCUGGAGCAGCUCGAGAUCAUCCGCGACGAGCUCCAGUGCUUCAUCUGCAAGCGCGUGCUGGAAGACCCGCAGUGCUUGACAUGCAACCACAACUUUUGCAGGGUCUGCGUCGAGAACGAGCUGCGCAAGGCCGUGUCCAAGUGCGCGCGCUGCUCGAUCCCGAUCCGACCGACGGACGUCCGGCGCAACCAGUUUCUCGACGGCCUUGUCGCCGAGUGGAAGUUUGUCGAAGCCGCCAUCGACGCGAGUCGCCCGAGUAGCGCCAAGCGCAGGCUCUCGAUCGAGGACGAGCCGUCGCCACAGAUCCAGGCGGCAGCGUCGUUGCCUCCCGCCACCACGUUGCCUCACGCCAUCACGUUGCCUCCUGCGCCUGCGUCGCCAAGCUCGUCCUCGCCCCAGUCCGAGAGUCUCGAGACCGAGUCGCCCGAGCUGUACCCGAUGCUUCCCACGGUUCCCACCGCCAACCCCUUGAUCGUCGCCGAGCGACAAAGCGCGUUGAUCAUCGCAACACCGCCGCCAGCUGCUGUCGAGGAACCAAGAAACCUGAUUCGACCGGUCGAUGCGGCCCAGGAAAGGCCAAGCCCGGCGCGGACGGUGGCAUCGACACCGGCGACACCACCAAAUGCACUUGCCCCGCUCAUGACGACGCCCGAAAUCCGGACGUACAUGGAUCACCUUCGGCUACUAGGUCAGAACGUCGACGACGGCUCGCAAGUGUCGGUCGCGGGGGCUCUGGACUUUUCCGCGGCGAGUACCCCCUCGAAUUCCUUUCCCCCCGAGUCCGAACUUGCUCCACCGAGCCAGUUGCGUCGCGGCAUUGCGAUGCCCCAGAGUCCUAUCGUGUCGUCGAUACCCGUACCGCCUGCAGCACCGCCGACAUUGCCCAUGGCAGAUGCACCACCGUCGAUCGCUGCCAACGUAGCGGAGCCAUCGGCAUCGACUCCACCACCAGCAGACGCCCUGCCACCCAACACAAAGUCGAUCAUCUUGGUACCCAAGUCACCACCGACCAAGCGUGCGUUCUCAACCACACCGGUGACGCUGCAUGCGGUCAUGGUUCCCUCGACGCAGCCAAUGUCUCCCGAACCACCAAGCCCCGUCCCUCGCCCGCAAGACGAUGCAGAUGCUGAGGACGAUGACGAAGAAGCUGUCGACGAGACCGAGCGACAGACGACGUAUGACCCGUGCAUGGAAGAAACCGAGGUGCCGGUCCAUGCCAUGUCGCAGUCGCAGCUCUGCAGUGAGCUGCCCGAGGCCAUUCCAGCACCCGCGCCACGGCCAUGUACACCAGCGCAUAGCGCCCACGCCGCCAAGCGAUUCGUGGCCGCCGACUUGUCAAAAGAAGAGAAGCGCAUGCUGCUGGAGAGCCUCGAAGAUCUGGGAAACGCUCGAUUUGGACGGGACUUUGCCCGCUACCUGGACCCCAAAACUGGGCGCCUCAUGACCGACGUCACGCACGUCAUCACCAAGGCGGCACAACCUCGACGGUGUACACGCAGCGUCAAGUACAUGCUUGGUCUCGCCCACCACUGCUGGAUCGUCGACUUUGGAUGGGUGGAGGCCAGUGCUGCCGCCGGCUACUGGGUCGACGAGACGCCGUUUGAGAUGGACGGCGAUGUCUUCUCGAGUGCUACGGGACAGCCACGCCGGUCUCGGCUCGCGCCACAGCCAAGUACGACGCACAUCUUUGCCAACAUGCAUUUCGUGCAGCUGUGUCCGACAACGUCGUUCGAGCCGCAGUCGGCCAUGCAGCUCGAACCGCUCGUCGUUGCGUUUGGUGGCACGUUCGAGGGCUUUGUCUUUGCCAAAGGUCUGCACGAGAAACCACAAGCAAGCGCGACGACGGUCGGGAUCGUGUCCAAGUCGCUCUCGCCAUCGACGUGCAAGGAGCUCUGGACGCAGUACAACAUGCCCAUCGUGCGCGUCACGUGGAUUCCGGACAGCAUUAGCAACCUGCAGGCGCUACCGUACGACGACUACUACCCGUACUGACGGCCAUAUAGCGCACGUGAUGACAACGAUAAAGAGUACAUUAGCUUCCACGGCUUCACGGCGUCGUCGCCCGCACCGGCAAGGCGCUCACGGGAACCUGCAUUUCAAAAAUGUCCAUCGAGCCCUCUUGCUUGACUAGAGUCGUAGGCGCAUGAGCAUAUAUCGUAUGCAGGAUAUGUAUGGAGAUGCGUACCGG
This is a messenger RNA of Saprolegnia diclina VS20, 2210 nucleotides long. RefSeq lists its product as hypothetical. Gene Ontology annotation, molecular function: ubiquitin-protein transferase activity; metal ion binding. The record is from RefSeq and is a predicted model, not a curated record. NCBI's taxonomy places the organism in Eukaryota, Oomycota, Saprolegniomycetes, Saprolegniales, Saprolegniaceae. The transcript is spliced from 7 exons. Gene Ontology annotation, cellular component: plasma membrane; BRCA1-A complex; BRCA1-BARD1 complex. Gene Ontology annotation, biological process: positive regulation of transcription by RNA polymerase II; double-strand break repair via homologous recombination; negative regulation of fatty acid biosynthetic process. Bases 8 to 2014 code for a protein of 668 amino acids.